Nicotiana attenuata is the source of this 477-nucleotide messenger RNA. RefSeq lists its product as uncharacterized. Lineage: Eukaryota; Viridiplantae; Streptophyta; Magnoliopsida; Solanales; Solanaceae. The annotation marks the transcript as partial. Gene Ontology annotation, molecular function: RNA-DNA hybrid ribonuclease activity; nucleic acid binding. The transcript has a single exon. The record is from RefSeq and is a predicted model, not a curated record.
AUGGGGGAUUCAGAUUUGAUUAUCCGGCAAGUCCAAGGAGAAUGGGAAAUCCGAGAUGUUAAGCUUAUUCCCUAUCGCCAACAUGUGAAAGAUCUUGGCAAGCGAUUCAAAUCAAUAGAGUUCAGGUACAUCCCUCGGUGUCACAAUGAAUUAGCUGAUGCACUCGCCAGUUUGGCCUCGAAGCUGCCAUACCCAGGCAAUGCCUAUAUUGAUCCCUUGGAGAUCCAAAUCAAAGAAAGGCAUGGUUACUGUAAUACGGUUGAGGCAGAACCAAUCACCCAGUCAUGCUACCAUGACAUCAAAAGGUUUCUGAGAACACAAGAAUAUCCCGAGCAAGCCACGGGAGAUCAAAGGAGAACCAUUAGACGGCACGCGAGUGGUUUUUUCUUGAGUGGUGAUCUCUUGUAUAAGAGGACCCCGGACCUCAGCUUGUUAAGAUGUGUUGACGUCGAGGAAGCCGGAAGAAUUAUGCAUGGG